AUGGGCUCAUCAUCCGUAGCCGUUGGCGACCUUGCGUUUGUGGGGCCCGUCCAUGCCUCAACGCUAGCCGAGUUCCGCUACGUGCGGGUCAAUCGGAUCACCGGAGACGCCGUGUGUGCCGCGGUCGUGGGGCCCGACUCCGAUGAAGACGAUGAGGAGGAGAUCUCAAUUUCCAUGGAGAUGCCUUUGUUCAACCCGAUGGUGCCAAAGUCGGCCAGUGGGCGUACGGAGUGGUUAAAAGAUAUGACGCGCUGGUCGACAAGUCCGUCUUAA
Molecule: messenger RNA, 273 nt
Organism: Phytophthora nicotianae INRA-310
Lineage: Eukaryota; Oomycota; Peronosporomycetes; Peronosporales; Peronosporaceae
Exons: 2
Coding region: 1-273 (90 amino acids)
Source: RefSeq, a predicted model, not a curated record